CUCCAUUCACGACAUAAUUGCUACCAGACUAGGUGCUGGUAAUGGAUUCUCUAAGAGGUUGGCUGUCUCUUCCUAAUGUAAAUAUACCUAGUCUGUUGAGCGGCUAUAAGGCUCCUUCAGCAGCUGUUGCUCUCACUUCUGCCCUGAUUGUCGUCUGAUUCGCGUCGUUGCGUUGCGUGCGCUAAACAUGCGAGGUCUAGCGUCAGUGUUGCUUCUUCUCUUUGCCUCUUCGACUUGUGGUGUGCCUCUCAAAAGCUGUAAGAAGAUGGAGAACGUCUACGAGUGUAUAUUUCCAGGCAAUCGUUCUCGUGUGCCGCCGUUUCCAUUCGCACCAAAAAAAGGGGAUCUGGCCUGCGGAGCAUCUCGGGUUGCCACGUGCUGCUCGAAAAAAAUGGAGAACUCGUUCAACGGCAUACUGCGCUCGAUGAUGGAUCACAUCAAGGAACAAGCCGAUUCGUUGGAAAGAAACCUGUUGAGCAUGUACAAGACUAAACGAGAGCAGCUCAACCUGCUGCUUCUUACCUUUACGCGAACUCUCCUGAAUGGCGCGAGCAACAAUUGCCGAAGAGGAAUGGAUGUGUUGAAAUCGUUGGAAGAACUCUUUCGGGAUGUGUUUCCGGUCUAUGAAGGUAUGAUUCCGAGCAUGGACGAUGCGGUCGUCACCUUUUUCUACAGCCUCUCGACGCAGUAUAUCCAACAGAGUAUCGAUGGUAGUCGACUGUCGCUCAAGGAUGCGCCCACUCUCGACGCGCUGAGCGACUACAAUAUGAAACUGUGUAUUGCGAACUGGGGCCAUCACCGGCAUUUUACGCAAAACAACUCGAACCUCAUGUCAAUCGCAUGCUGCAUGGACACGUUCAUUCUUCUCUCGAAACGCAUCGCACUCACGUUGUCCAAGUUGUCGGCGACCAUGUCGGAGGUGAAAUCCAACUUGCUGCGCGUCUGUCCGUCGUGCAAGGUCGCGUUCGUCCGCAACAUGUUCUGCCAUCGCUGCAACAAUCAUCCGACUGUCGGUGCUUGUCCGUCUCAGUGCACUAGAGUCGUGCAAGAGUGUUUUCCCGGACUCACAAAGCUGAACGAUGCUUGGAACGACGUUCUCGAUUCUGUUGAAGAGCUCAUCGACGCGUUGGGAAAUUCUCGCGGCAUCUGUUCGUGCAUGAACUCCAUAGAGUCUGCCGUUGAAGCAUACUGUGGGAAUCUAGCAAAGAAGAUUGAAAACGGCAAGGCUCUUACUCAAAGCUUGAUAGCGGACUGUUCCGAACGUUCUGGACGGCCGUUGACGUUUGGCAGUAAUUUGCACAUAAGCGACUUUCUCUACGAGAUUGGUGUUCCUCGGUCGUGGUACGAAGGCGGGAGGAACGUUCAGGCAAAUGAUAGAAACGGCUCGUUAGUCGACGGUUCUCUGCGCAAUAUGCCGCAUGGUGAUUUAUCUUCUUGUUUGGGUGCGGAGACGGGAAGUGGUCAACAAUUACCGUUACAGAGCGGGGACGUACGAAGUUUGCGCAACAUUUUUAUGCCGCAGAAUCGUCUUUUUGGCGACUUUUGCCGUCCGUCGAGCGGUUGCUCAUCGUUCCAGCUUGUUUCCCACGACGGCCACUGCUGGAACGGAACAAAGGUGGUACCGGUCGAAGCCAAUGCAAAGGACAACCCUCAGGAAAUUCUGUCGAGUACCAGACAUGCUAGCCAACCACGAAUUACAGUGCGUGAGAGCCGGCCGGGGCGUGCAUGCCGCAGUAACCCGACGGCGGACAUAGUGAAGAACCUCAGAAAACUUGCAAAACACAACCGGUUGUACCUUUGCCAAGACCCCAACAGCAGCGCCUCGAACGGCUUUUGUAAGCGCUGCGGAAGCGGAUUCCUGUCCGGUGACUAGUAAACAGUAAAUAGCUUAUUAAAAGCAGACGGAUUAGUUUUGUAGGAAAUAUUACGAAUAAAUGUUAAUGUUAUUAAUUAAUCUCGCAGGCUGUUGUUGGGUUUCUAAGUUGUAACGGUAUACUGUAGUGUUCUGAUGAGGCUCGAGUACUAUGAAUCAGAAUAGAGACGUUUUGGUUUCUUCCAAGACGACAA
Molecule: messenger RNA, 2067 nt
Organism: Corticium candelabrum
Lineage: Eukaryota; Metazoa; Porifera; Homoscleromorpha; Homosclerophorida; Plakinidae
Exons: 4
Coding region: 188-1873 (561 amino acids)
Biological process (GO): regulation of protein localization to membrane; cell migration; regulation of signal transduction
Cellular component (GO): plasma membrane; cell surface; extracellular region
Source: RefSeq, a predicted model, not a curated record